AUGUCCUGUCAUGUCAUCGUGUCGAGGGUCAUUUGCCGCUUACCGAAUAGACAAGGGCCUUCGAGUCAUCCAUGGGCGCCUGCCCGCCUGCCCCAGGUCCAGGGGUUUGGCGUUGUUUGCUGCGUAAUCGGUCGGAUCCCUCUGCGCGGUGAAUCGCAUGCUGUCAUUUUACUACCUGGGCCACCGCAACGGCCCUGGAAUCCUGACAAAGCGAACAAGCAAUUUACGUGCCGCAAAGGCGAUGAGACCCAAGGACAAGGAUGCCACACCACAACUUGCGUACGUGAUGACGCAGAUUCGAUUCGCAAUGAUGCCUCGAAAGGAUGCGAGCUGUAUAAGGGACAUGAGCGUGGCGGGUUGAGUUACGGACGAUCAAGCCCCUUUGGGAGGUCAAGAACGCAUCAUGGCCAUGUUGCAGCACAAGAGUUUUUCUCGCCAAUGGUAGCGAUUUGGGGUCGAUUUGGUGGUGUCUUGAUAUCGCCUCCUCCGCUGCCCGGCGGGAUUCAGUCUGCUUGGCCGAAAAGGGCAUUCAUGGUCCCGGAUAGAGAAGACAGAACCUCGCGCAUUUUGACGGCCAGGGAGACGUAUCGAGGUCCCAAAAAGCGACUCCACAUCCAUGUUGGGAACAGCAGCCGACCAAUCCAAGUCAUCGAUGACCGGGAAAAGCGAGGCCAUCCUCAGGAAUGGAGGCGGUCCAUUGCCAAUGACAGCAGCGCCAUUUGGUGGUCAAUUUUACCAUUGGGAACGACUGGCCAGUACGCCGCGCCGGGCGAAACCAGGGCGGAUAUGUCCCAUGCCUCCGCCCACACCCUGGCUGUCGUUACCUGGAUGCCUGCAGAGGCGAAAAGCCACAAAUGCAAUCUCGAAGAUGCGAGAGGUCAGCCACCAACUUGCUGCAACUUGCUGGGAUCUUCAACCCCCUGUCCGAGAAUUUGUUGGUGUCUCGUUAGCACGAUCCUUCAGUUCCCAGUCGUUUUAGUCAGUGAUUUCUCAUCACCGGAUCUCAGCUUUUCAUUUCGAAAACUGCCAGGCAUAGCAAAAGCCAACAAUCUCGAGCAUAGUCGACGUGGUUCUUUCAGAGACGAUGCGGCAGGCACCGCAUGCAACGGCAAAACCCGCGAUCCUGACAGCUGGAAUCUCGCCGGCAAGUUCCUUUGCGCGUAGACCCUGCCUGUCGUCCGAUCGUCCUAUCAUCUCAUGUUCUUCCUUUCUUACACUGCUGGGCGUCAGCGGUGAGGGGCAUCGCCUGAUAAUUCAAUUGGUCACGAGGUCGAGGGACG
Pseudomassariella vexata is the source of this 1280-nucleotide messenger RNA. RefSeq lists its product as uncharacterized. Bases 1 to 1164 code for a protein of 387 amino acids. The record is from RefSeq and is a predicted model, not a curated record. NCBI's taxonomy places the organism in Eukaryota, Fungi, Ascomycota, Sordariomycetes, Amphisphaeriales, Pseudomassariaceae. The transcript has 4 exons.